Molecule: messenger RNA, 288 nt
Organism: Lathyrus sativus (Indian pea)
Lineage: Eukaryota; Viridiplantae; Streptophyta; Magnoliopsida; Fabales; Fabaceae
Source: the annotation of a GenBank genome assembly
AUGUCGAAAGUCACAUAUCCCAAACUCGAUUUCAGCUUUAAAAGUAACUUAAGUGCUAACUUGAAUAGUGAAGAGAUCAAACAUGACAAGUUCGAUAUGUGCCCUAGGAAGGCCCAUGGGCUUGACGAAUUCCCAGCAACCUUCUACCAAAAAUCUUGGUCUUACGUUAGAGAUAGUAUAUGCGGGUACAUUUAUAAAAUGUGGAAUGAUCCCAGCCACAAUCAAAAAGUGAAUUCUACUGAGAUUUGUCUUAUACCAAAAGUUCCUCAUCCUACUCAAGUGCAAUAA